Messenger RNA from Procambarus clarkii (red swamp crayfish), 1071 nucleotides. Lineage: Eukaryota; Metazoa; Arthropoda; Malacostraca; Decapoda; Cambaridae. The record is from RefSeq and is a predicted model, not a curated record.
AUGAAGGCGGGUGAGAGCGGCUGCACAUCAAGUCAGUCCUGCGUCCCUCAGUCCUGCGUCUCUCAGUCCUGCGUCCCUCAGUCCUGCGUCCCUCAGUCCUGCGUCCCUCAGUCCUGCGUCCCUCAGUCCUGCGUCCCUCAGUCCUGCGUCCCUCAGUCCUGCGUCCCUCAGUCCUGCAUCCCUCAGUCCUGCGUCCCUCAGUCCUGCGUCCCUCAGUCCUGCGUCCCUCAGCGCGGCGUCCCUCAGUCCUGCGUCCCUCAGUCCUGCGUCCCUCAGUCCUGCGUCCCUCAGUCCUUCGUACCUCAGUCCUGCAUCCCUCAGCGCUGCGUCAAUCAGUCCUGCGUCCCUCAGUCCUGCGUCCCUCAGUCCAGCGUCCCUCAGUCCUGCGUCCCUCAGUCCUGCGUCCCUCAGUCCUGCGUCCCUCAGUCCUGCAUCCCUCAGUCCUGCGUCCCUCAGUCCUGCGUCCCUCAGUCCUGCGUCCCUCAGCGCGGCGUCCCUCAGUCCUGCGUCCCUCAGUCCUGCGUCCCUCAGUCCUGCAUCCCUCAGUCCUUCGUACCUCAGUCCUGCAUCCCUCAGCGCUGCGUCCCUCAGUCCUGCGUCCCUCAGUCCUGCGUCCCUCAGUCCUUCGUACCUCAGUCCUGCGUCCCUCAGCGCUGCGUCAAUCAGUCCUGCGUCCCUCAGUCCUGCGUCCCUCAGUCAUGCGUCCCUCAGUCCUGCGUCCCUCAGUCCUGCGUCCCUCAGUCCUGCGUCCCUCAGUCCUGCAUCCCUCAGUCCUGCGUCCCUCAGUCCUGCGUCCCUCAAUCCUGGGUCCCUCAGUCCUUCGUCCCUCACUCCUGCGUCCCUCAGUCCUGCGUCCCUCAGUCCUGCGUCUUUCACUCCUGCGUAGCUCAGUCCAGCGUCCCUCAGUCCUGCGUCCCUCAGUCCUGCGUCCCUCACUCCUGCGUCGCUCAGUCCUGCGUCCCUCAGUCCUGCGUCCCUCAGUCCUGCAUCCCUCAGUCCUGCGUCCCUCUCUCCUGCGUCGCUCAGUCCUGCGUCCCUCAGUCCUGCGUCCCUCAGUCCAGCGUCCCUUAG